UCAGCAUAGUUGGUACCUCCGAAAGUAGCACAGGCAACGUCGCCAUAUUUGAUAGCUGUCAUUAACUCAUUCUUUUCGAUCAGAAACUCUCAACGGAGUGAUUUAUCAUUCAGUGAAAAUCCAUCAACAAACACAAUGGUUGCUCAAAAGAAACAGAAAAAAGCUUUGGAAAGCACAAAUGCCCGUCUGGCUUUGGUCAUGAAAUCCGGCAAAUUUUGUCUGGGUUACAAGCAAACCUUAAAGUCUUUGCGCCAGGGCAAAGCUAAAUUGAUCAUCAUUGCCAAUAAUACUCCUUCGCUCCGAAAAUCCGAGAUCGAGUACUACGCAAUGUUGGCCAAGACCGGUGUUCAUCAUUACAGCGGAAAUAACAUUGAAUUGGGUACCGCUUGCGGUAGAUACUUCCGUGUCUGCACACUGUCCAUCACCGAUCCAGGAGAUUCGGACAUCAUUCGUACAUUGCCAGAAACUCAAGGUCAAUAGAUUGUGAAGGGAUGGAAUGUAAAAAUAAAAAGCUUUUUCAUUUGAAUUGA
This is a messenger RNA of Bradysia coprophila, 530 nucleotides long. It is a transcript of the gene RpL30, whose product is annotated as ribosomal protein L30. Gene Ontology annotation, molecular function: RNA binding; structural constituent of ribosome. Lineage: Eukaryota; Metazoa; Arthropoda; Insecta; Diptera; Sciaridae. Gene Ontology annotation, cellular component: cytosolic large ribosomal subunit. The record is from RefSeq and is a predicted model, not a curated record.